GGACAAUGCGAGCUGAUAAAUGGAGUUCCAUAUGAACUAAAUGAGACUUACAAUGUAUGGAGUAUGCAGCUUGAAAACUCAUACUUCUUGGGCUGCUUUUACGAUAAAAAAACUCGUGAUCUGGCAGGAGGUUUUUUAACAGACAGUAGUAUGACUGUUGAACUUUGCCUUCAAUAUUGCAAUGAAAAAGGUUACAUGUACGCUGGACUUCAAUAUUGGAAAGAAUGUUAUUGUGGUAACACCUUUGGGAGAUACGGAGCAAGUCCUCAGAGUGAAUGCAAGUUCAAAUGUAGUGGAAAUAACGCUCAAACAUGUGGAGGAUUGAGUAUAAACAGUGUACACAUGAACAUCAGUCAUUUUUAAACAGAUUGAACAUACAACUUUAGUUGUAGGUAAUAUUUCAAAUAAAUGUGACAGUCGUUGAAGUAUGGAUUUUAUAGUGUGCAA
Messenger RNA from Owenia fusiformis, 447 nucleotides. Lineage: Eukaryota; Metazoa; Annelida; Polychaeta; Sabellida; Oweniidae. The record is from the annotation of a GenBank genome assembly.